Malania oleifera is the source of this 1753-nucleotide messenger RNA. Its product is annotated as glutamate decarboxylase 4-like. Gene Ontology annotation, biological process: L-glutamate catabolic process. The record is from RefSeq and is a predicted model, not a curated record. Gene Ontology annotation, cellular component: cytosol. Bases 109 to 1659 code for a protein of 516 amino acids. Gene Ontology annotation, molecular function: pyridoxal phosphate binding; glutamate decarboxylase activity. The transcript is spliced from 6 exons. Lineage: Eukaryota; Viridiplantae; Streptophyta; Magnoliopsida; Santalales; Ximeniaceae.
GGGUUAACUCACCCCCUCAGCAACCCCACCCUUAGCUCCACAUUUACUUACAAAUAUAUGUGAACCCCGAUCCUUGCAAGCUAGACAGCUAGUUGACAUAGAGGUAAGAUGGUGCUAUCAGAGGUGAAGGGGGAAGAAGAAAUAUCAACCCAUUUGGUUAGCUCCGUCUUUGCUUCCAGAUACGUCCAGGAUGCUCUUCCCAGGUACAGGAUGGGGGAGAAAUCAAUCCCGAAGGAAGUCGCUUACCAGAUAGUCCACGACGAGCUGCUGCUGGAUGGGAACCCCAGGCUGAACUUGGCUUCCUUUGUCACCACCUGGAUGGAGCCCGAGUGCGACCACCUCAUCCUCCAAUCCCUCAACAAAAAUUAUGUCGACAUGGAUGAGUAUCCCCUCACCACCGAGCUUCAGAAUCGGUGCGUGAAUAUAAUUGCAAAUCUAUUUAACGCCCCAUUGAGCACGAGCGAGACGAAGCAAUCAGCCGUGGGGGUGGGAACAGUGGGAUCAUCGGAAGCCAUAAUGUUGGCAGGAUUGGCGUUCAAGAAAAAAUGGCAAAACAAAAGAAAGGCACAGGGCAAACCCUUUGACAAUCCCAACAUUGUUACUGGCGCCAAUGUUCAGGUUUGCUGGGAGAAAUUUGCAAGGUACUUUGAUGUAGAGUUGAAAGAGGUGAAGCUGAGGGAAGGGUACUAUGUGAUGGACCCUGUGAAAGCAGUGGAGAUGGUGGAUGAGAACACAAUUUGUGUUGCUGCUAUCUUGGGUUCCACCUUCACGGGAGAAUUUGAAGAUGUCAAGUUGUUGAAUGAUCUCCUCCUCGAAAAGAACAAAAGAACCGGGUGGGAGACUCCAAUCCAUGUAGACGCGGCGAGCGGGGGGUUCGUGGCGCCAUUCGUACACCCAGAGCUGGAGUGGGAUUUCCGGCUGCCGUUGGUGAAGAGCAUAAACGUGAGUGGGCACAAGUAUGGGCUGGUUUACGCCGGAGUAGGGUGGAACAUCUGGCGGAGCAAGGAUGACUUGCCGGAGGAACUCAUCUUCCAUAUCAAUUACCUUGGAGCUGAUCAACCCACCUUCACCCUCAACUUCUCCAAAGGGUCAAGCCAAAUUAUUGCACAGUAUUAUCAAUUCCUGCGCAUGGGCUUUGAGGGAUACAAGAGGGUGAUCAGCAACUGCAUGGGAAGUGUAAGAAUACUUCGAGAAGGAUUAGAGAGAACGGGCCGAUUCGACAUAAUAUCAAAGGAGAAUUAUGGGAUACCCCUUGUGGCCUUCGCCUUCAAGGACAGGAGCAACAGAAACCUCCCCUUUGCUCUCUCCAAAGCUUUGAGGCACUACGGCUGGGUCGUCCCCGCCUACACCAUGCCCCCCCAUGCCGACCACCUCACCGUCCUCCGCGUCGUGGUGCGCGAGGACUUUGGCCGCCAGCUCGUCGACAACUUGCUUUCUCACGUCGAAAUUUCUCUGCGUGAGCUCACCUCCGCCCCGGCUGUUCCGCCGCGGAUAACGCUUACCAUGGAGGUUCAGUCCAGCGCCGGAGAGGGAGACGCUCGCGGCGGAUCCCUGCACAUUCCGGCCACCUCGGUGCGUUGGAAGCAAGACAAUGGACCUGAAACUGUUGUUUCUCGGGAGUUGCCGGUUGGGGGUGGUAAAACCAAAGGUGUUUGUUAAAAUUAAUUGUUUCCAUAACAUAUAUGGUAUUGAUGAUUUCUAUAUAUACAUUUUUCAACUUUAAUUAAUUAACUAUUGUGAAUUUAUUUAUAAA